This is a messenger RNA of Aspergillus welwitschiae, 767 nucleotides long. RefSeq names its product LYR motif-containing protein. The transcript is spliced from 4 exons. Gene Ontology annotation, biological process: mitochondrial respiratory chain complex III assembly. NCBI's taxonomy places the organism in Eukaryota, Fungi, Ascomycota, Eurotiomycetes, Eurotiales, Aspergillaceae. Bases 313 to 660 code for a protein of 115 amino acids. The record is from RefSeq and is a predicted model, not a curated record.
GUGUUUGAGCAAAAAGACAAAGUGCUUUUCCAUUUUUUUCUGCCCCGACUUGCCGCCGCCCGGUGGGCCAAUCAAACCUUGGAUAUUUCGGAGGUCAUCGAAAGUCAUGGACUGCCGCAGGGAACGACGGCCAGAUUUCAACCUUUUCGCAUGUUGAUUAGAUCUUCUUCUUAUAUAAUUUUGUUGUUUCGGUUGUAUUUUUGAUAACAAGGCUUCUUCUUAUAGAGAGUGACGAGCUGUAUUCGCCUGACGACCAUUUUCUUCAUCACCAGAUCACCCGCUACUAUCGCAAUCCCACCAUUCAACUACAUAAUGGCCUCCCAAACCGCCCUUUCCGCACGCAGUGCUUACCGCCAACUCCUCCGCGCUACCCGUGUUGCCUUCCAGGAUGAUGUCCGUGUUAUGAUCGCUGCGCGUCAAGAGGCUCGCCGCAAUUUCGACAGUCACCGCCGCGAAGGCAUUGAUACUCCGAUGCAGAUCAACCAUGCGCUCGAAGUGGCGAACAUUCUCAGACACAACAUUGUCCAGGGUGUACGGGAACAAGGCGAUGAGAAUGCCAAGUGGGAACUCCGCAUUCAUGACGACAUCGAGCGCGGUGAUAACGACACCAUCAGAGUCAAGGGAAAGACUGUCAAGGUGGAUAAGGCAUGCUCGUCAUAGAGGGAGGUUUCCCGGUGUGGAAUCUGACCGUCUGGAAGCCUAUGCGUGGGUGAAAGGAUGACUGCAGACUAUGGCAUUUGCAGAUUGUAUUAUAGUAUACCCAAACU